Molecule: messenger RNA, 936 nt
Organism: Colletes gigas
Lineage: Eukaryota; Metazoa; Arthropoda; Insecta; Hymenoptera; Colletidae
Product: RNA-binding protein 14-like
Exons: 2
Coding region: 1-936 (311 amino acids)
Source: RefSeq, a predicted model, not a curated record
AUGAAGGCCUUCGUAGUUUCUUUAUUUUUGGUCUCGAUGAUCGCCGCCGAUGCGACCGCAUCGGUAAAGAAACUCGAGAAGCGUGGACUUCUCGGAAGUCAGGGCAUCGGGUCUGCUGCAAGCUAUCUUCCACCCACAACUUCGUACGCCUCGAGACAGGUCUCAGUUUCUCCAGCUGCAAGUUACGGUGUCCCAGCAGCAACGUACGGCGUACCAGCAGCAACAUACGGUGUCCCAACUGCAUCUUACAGCGUCCCAGUCCAAUCCUAUAACGUCCCAGCUCCAUCUUACGGUGCCCAAGCUCCCACCUAUGCUCUUCCUUCCUACACCGCCCCUGUGUCCGUCAACACUUACAGCGCCCCUGUUGCUGUUCCAACUUAUAGUGCUUCACUCUCAACGCCAGUGGCAUCUUACAGCAGCCCGGUGUUGAGUUCGUCUUAUGGUGCUCCCGUUUCAAGCUACGCGGGUGCUUACAGCCAACCGUUGGUAGCAUCAACCUACGGAGUUCCUCAACAGUACUCCAGAGUUCAGACGGUGCCCCAAAACAUAGCACAACCAGUUUCUGUUGGUUACGCUAGCGGUGUUUCCCUGGGGUCUGCAGGCGUACAGACCGGUUAUGGCGUGCCAAGCUCCGUCGUUGAAACUGUUCCAUCCGUUGGAGUUUCCAGUUACUCGAGCGGGGCUUAUGGAGUUCCUUCGAGUCUCGUCAAUAACAAUGGACUCUCUGUUGGACUUUCACUGGGCGGUCAGAGUUUGUCCAGCGGAUCUUACGGAGUUCCUGCCGCGUACAGCCAAGGUGCCAGAUACGCUACCGGUUACUCGUUGGGAUCAGCGUCCCUGCCAUCCGCCUCCUAUGGCCUCCCGAGUUCCAACAUCCAAGUGGAACAAGACGAUGGAUACUCCUAUCCAGUCCCGUCGAAGAAAUUGGUCGUUUAA